AUGAAGAAAUUGGGUGUCAUUCAUGCCAUCAAAGGACUAUGGGGAAUGCUGGUAGUGAUUAUGCCUAGAAAAGAUAGAAAAAGAAGAAUCUAUAUUGAUUAUCAGAAAUUAAACAUAGUAACUGAAAAAGAUAUUUAUCCUUUACCCAAUAUUAAUAAGAUUCUUGACAGUUUUGGAAAAGCAAAAUA
Molecule: messenger RNA, 188 nt
Organism: Dentiscutata heterogama
Lineage: Eukaryota; Fungi; Glomeromycota; Glomeromycetes; Diversisporales; Gigasporaceae
Source: the annotation of a GenBank genome assembly